Molecule: messenger RNA, 1826 nt
Organism: Pocillopora damicornis (cauliflower coral)
Lineage: Eukaryota; Metazoa; Cnidaria; Anthozoa; Scleractinia; Pocilloporidae
Product: beta-2 adrenergic receptor
Biological process (GO): G protein-coupled receptor signaling pathway
Cellular component (GO): membrane
Molecular function (GO): G protein-coupled receptor activity
Source: RefSeq, a predicted model, not a curated record
UAGAUGGACUGUUUUUUUGUUUUGUUUUAUUCCUCUAGGUUAAGCAUCAUUAUUGCGAAACGCUAUUCUACCAAGCGUAACCCAACAAGAUGACGAACACGUCUCAAUCAACUUCGAAUGAUCCUUUUGGUGACUACCGGGCUGAAACUGCUGUCAUUGAAGUGACUGUGGCUAUUCUCAUUUCCCUCUCAGCCACGUUCGGUAACUCACUUGUUGUGUAUGUUAUUAACAAGGUAUCCAGGCUUCGUAAUGACACCAACUUGUUCAUACUUAAUCUGGCAUUGACUGACAUCGCCAUGGGGACGAUAUAUAUGCCAUUCCAGAUUGCCAACCUGUGCACAGGAGUUUGGAAUUUCAGCCAAGUGUGGUGUCAGAUGACUGGAUCAAUUUUCUUCAUUUUGUCUUACGCCUCCAUAUUCACCAUGGGAUUGAUAGCUUUUAAUCGUUACAUAAGGAUUAUAAAACGGACCCUUUACAAAAAAUUAUUCCCCAACAAAAGAGCAGCUCGAAUGUAUUGUGCUCUCAUUUGGCUUUUUUCCAUCCUUCUCGCCAUACCUCUUCUUACUGGUUGGGUAAGGUCUUCAUAUGACGAGAAACUUAAUCAUUGUAAGCUAAGGUCAUAUGCAUACCCAACAUUUAUUGGGGCUGUGUUUACUAACGGAGUUAUGAUCGCAAUAUUUUACUGCUACUACAAAAUCUAUAAAGCUGUGAAAGAAAGCACGGACAAUUUGAACGCACAUGCUGAGGGGAAUGGAGUCCACUCUUCAAAUGAUUCUCGCCGUUCCAACAUUCCUGACGUAAAAGUUUUAAAAGCAUGCUUCACCGUAGCUUGUUUCUUCGUGAUAACAUGGUGCCCAGUCCUUAUUGUCGCGGGCACCGGCGUUUUAAGGUUUGCUAUUGGACAAAAGUUCUAUAGAGCAAGCAUUUUCUUGAUGUUCUCGGGUAGUAUGGUAAAUCCAUUUAUCUAUGGGUUUAUGAAUCCGCAAUUCAAACAGGCCUUUAAAAGAACACUCAGUUGUGGUUGCUAUGGUAACGAAAAUACAGAUCAGAGUCACUCAAGGAAUAGAGUAAGAUAAUAGCAUCUUGUAGAAUCACAAUGAGCAGCAUCCAUGACAAUAGUCAUAUGAAAACAAUAGUUACGCGGUGGUGAUAAUAUUUAUCAGCAGUCUAAAUGAUAAGAAACAUAUACAUAUUUAUCCUUAUAUUGUCUAUUGUAACUGUGCCUGGUCGUCCACAUACGUAUCUAACUUAAAUAGAAUUUAUUUCUUGCAAAAGCGAGCUGUGCGGGCUAUCACCAACUCAGACUAUCGAGCCCAUUCCGCUCCUUUAUUCUCUAAACUAGGAAUUUUAGAUAUUUUCCAAGUCAAUACGUUUGAAAUCGCCAAAUUCAUGUUUUAUUAUUAAAAAUAACUUAUUGCUUCCAUUGCUUCUCAAUCUUUUUGUAACGAAUAGCCAAAUUCACAACUAUGUUACCAGAACAGCCAGUAAUUAUCGAACGCAUUUGUGCCGUACAAAUCUCAAGCAAUUUACAAUUCUUUACCAAGGUCCUAAAAUUUGGAACUCUCUUCCUGUUUCAGUCACUCGUUCGUCAAACCUUCUUAGUUUUAAACCAAAAAUGCAAGAGUUUUUACUUAAAUAAUCCUUGAAUUGGCCUACCCGCACAUUCGCAGCACUUUUUCUUUACUUUAUUUAUUAAUGUAAGCGAGGUGGCUCUCCCAUAAGCCCGGUGGCUUCCUGGGUCUCCUCGCCUUCUAGCUAUAACCGCUGUAAAUAAAUUUUUUUGUAUUGUGUAAAUAAGGCAAAUAAAAAUAUGAUGAUGAUGAUGA